Messenger RNA from Hevea brasiliensis (rubber tree), 732 nucleotides. RefSeq lists its product as uncharacterized. Lineage: Eukaryota; Viridiplantae; Streptophyta; Magnoliopsida; Malpighiales; Euphorbiaceae. The coding region runs from base 1 to 732 and encodes 243 amino acids. The record is from RefSeq and is a predicted model, not a curated record. The transcript is spliced from 2 exons.
AUGAUCUUAUUUACUGGAAGUGAUAAUCUCAUGUUUGAAGAAUUCAAGAAGUCUAUGAUGGUUGAAUUUGAAAUGACUGAUCUUGGUUUAAUGCAUUACUUUCUUAGCAUAGAAGUAGUGCAAUCUACUAAUGGAAUUUUUGUUUCUCAAAAGAAGUAUUUGCGAGAGGUUUUGGAUAGAUUUCAGAUGAAGGAUUGCAAUCCAGUGAGUACUCCAACUGAAUUUGGCUUGAAGCUAGACAAAGAUCAUGAAGGCAAGAAAGUGGACAGCACACUGUACAAGCAAAUUGUUGGUAGUUUGAUGUAUUUGACUGCCACAAGACCAGACAUAAUGCAUUCUUUGUUUCAUGGUCAUCCAAGAAGCAACCUAUUGUCACAUUGUCGACUACAGAAGCUGAAUUUGUUUGCGGCUACAGCUUGUGCUUGUCAAGCAAUUUGUUUGAGGAAAAUUCUUGAAGAGCCACAUUUCAAGCAAGUGGGAGCUACAACUAUUUUCUGUGACAACAAUUCAACUAUUAAACUUUCCAAGAAUACUGUGCUUCAUGGAAUAAGUAAGCACAUUGAUGUGAAGUAUUAUUUUUUAAGAGAUCUCAACAAUGAUGGAGUAAUUAAUUUGAAGUACCGCAGAAGUGAAGAACAGCUGGCUGAUCUAUUUACUAAACCACUCAAAUUGCUUCCCUUCCAAUAUUUGAGAAAGUUAAUGGGAAUUUGCACUUUGGAGAAUUUAGCAUGA